CCAACAAACCGAAAGAAAUAUUGAAAAAUCGGCAACCAAAGCAAAGCAAACCUCAGUUUCAUGUUAAUCAACAUUGCUUUCCUUUGCAAUAGGAGAUUGUGUACUAUGUUUAUGUGCCUGAAUAUGUAAAUUACGUCCACCAUGUUUCCCAUUAAUCACAAAACAAUAUUUGUUUUGGACCACACUCCUUACUUCGGCAUAUCAUCAGAUUUUCCGAUAGACUUCGAUGUCCCGAAAAACAGAGGAUAUCUUCCAGUUCCACCAAUUUGCAAGUCUUUAUGGACUUGUAGUGUGGAAGCGGCUGUUGAGUACUGCCGGAUAGUAUGGGAUCUAUUUCCUGAAGGAAAAUUGGUGAGGUUUGUAGUAAGUGAUAACACAGCUCAUAUGCUAAAUACAUGGGCUGUGGCACAACAAAAUUUAACUCAUCUCCUGAAUGGAUUAUGUCUGGUGGGACCAGUGAGGAGAGGAGCAGGUGGUGAUGUUGAGGGCCUAGUUGCCGCCAUUGAGGCACUUGCUGAACCCUCACCUGAUCAGAGCUCUAGACCUGCAGAGAGACACUUCCAAAACCGUGGCCGUGUAAUUUGCAUAACAAGUGCCAGAGACAAUGACUCCAUAAAAAAUCUAAAGGAUAUUGCUCACAACACUAUAGUACAAAUUAAUAAGAAGGCAGCAUUAGCUCAACCAGCCAGUACUUCAGAAUCUACUAGUACUACUCCACAGCCCUUAGUAAUACAUUAUUGCCACAUAGUAAUUAUUAAUGUAACACCAGAAAAUGCAGAGACCAGAGUUACUAAUCAACCACUGACUGAAAUAGCCGGUGGUCAAAUAGGUGUAGAGGUAAUAGUAUCUCGAGCCAGUGCCUUAGCGAAUCUGUUGGGACGCUUGGUGUUGCCACACUACAAACUAGCCACUACCACUGUCACUGGUAUUCCUAUGAAGGAAGAACAAAAUGCAAGUUCUAGUGCUAAUUACGAUGUUGAAAUAAUACACGCAGCAGACGCUCACGCUGGUCUCCGAGCGUCGCAAACGCCGGCUGAAGCUUUGGAAUCGGUGGUGCUGCGCUGGUGGACGCCGCGCGGCGCGGAGGGCGGCGCGGGCGGCUGCAGCGGCGCGCUGUGGCGCGUGACGCCGGCCGACGUGGCCUCGCGCCCCUCCGCCUGCCUCGUCAACUUCCUGCUCAACGGACGCUCUGUCACGCUCGAGGUGCCCAGAAAAGGCGGCGGCAGAUCAGCGUCUCAUGUAUUAGCAGCUCAAGGCGGAGAGCUGUGGAUCGGAGCUCUCGGCGGCCGUACUCCGUAUGACGACCCUCCUGCUUUAUCUGAAGGUGCUGGUGGACGAGUCACUGAUUACAGGAUAAAAGAGUUCGGCGCCCUAAUGCAACAGAACCGCCUGCACCCGCUGCGCGGCGCGGGCGCCAACGCGCGGGCGCGGGCGCGGCUGCAGCGACACACCACAUACUGGCCGCUCACUAUAUCCUCUACGCUUAUAUUUAAUUUAGGAUCGGUAUUAGAACCGCUAACUCGGCUAGUGGUACAAGAGACGUUAACUGAUGAAGAAGUGGAGACGUGCCGCAAUGUUCUACUGUCCUUGCUGGGCAUGGAAUCUCGUCAUGAGUUCCCGACAGCCCAGCUGCCGUCCAAUAUGAGUAUGUUCAACAGGGGCAAAUCCUCCGGCCGUCGCGAGGAGCAAUGGCGUCAAGUGUGGGGCGAGUUGGAAGCGCUAGUGCGAGCGCAUGCGGCGGCCCCGCAGCACCGCGCGUUGUUGCGAGUCUUACUUGAUUGUAGGGCGCAUAAUAAUCACCCCAGUGAUGGUGAAUCCCGAGCUACAGUAAUUCGAGCGACAACCGACAGUCCCCUAUCCCCGGUGGGGGCGGGUAACGGGGCUUCGACUUCUGGUGACGUGUGGGCGCCGCGCAACGUGCUGGACGCGUUACUGGGGGCCCCGAGGCCGCCGCGCCGCCCGGACUUCGCGGGCCGCAUGGCUGCCGGCUCCAGAGUCGCCACGCUAUACCCGCAGUUGCAGCAAGAUGUCGAAACUUCUCAUUAACACUUCAUUGUGACUGUAGUGUUGGCCCGGGGGUAUAUAAAGUGCUCAUAGGGAACACGGUGUGGUUGAAAUUAGCAACAAUUAAAACACGUUUCUUGUUUAUACCAAUAGAUUUUUAUAGUAAAAAGUGGUAUAGAAAGAAGUAUUUUUAUGUCAGACGUUGUAGCCGCGGCAAUUCAACUUACCAUCCAUGUUACAAUGUUGCGCUGAAAAAAGAGCCAGAUGUGUAAAUGCGCCAUUAUGAAUUUAGAGUUGUCAUUAAGUAAAUGUCUUUAAAUGGCAACAUUAUCUGAGUCAGUGGUUCUUAAUGCGAGACCCUCAUACCACAUCUACGGUUCUUCAAUAUCCAUAGCUUCGCCUAUUUUACCAACUUUUAUAAAAUCAGAAAGCUCAGUCACGCAUAACUAUAAAGUGAGCAAUUUUGUUGGCGAGCCCAGGAUGUGGUCGACUGAUUAACAUUGUGGCUCAACACCGGCCUCACUUUGCGGUUGUGGCGAACAUUUUAUGGCUCGUGUAUGAUUGUGUUGGUGCAAUAGUCCAAGGAUAAUGUUGUUAGCGAUGGAUGUGACGAUAUUUCAAAAAACCUUUUGCUAACGAGGUUCUUUUAAAUAUUGCUGAGUAUUAACUUUUGUACUGUGCGUUUAAUUUUACACUGUAACUGAAAAUGUGUAUAGGUAUGUAAGCGAAUAUGUGAAUAAAUGUAUUGGAUUAAGGACA
Molecule: messenger RNA, 2763 nt
Organism: Helicoverpa zea (corn earworm)
Lineage: Eukaryota; Metazoa; Arthropoda; Insecta; Lepidoptera; Noctuidae
Gene: asun
Product: protein asunder
Exons: 13
Coding region: 142-2046 (634 amino acids)
Biological process (GO): centrosome localization; regulation of mitotic cell cycle
Cellular component (GO): integrator complex
Source: RefSeq, a predicted model, not a curated record